Messenger RNA from Ascochyta rabiei, 306 nucleotides. RefSeq lists its product as uncharacterized. The record is from RefSeq and is a predicted model, not a curated record. Lineage: Eukaryota; Fungi; Ascomycota; Dothideomycetes; Pleosporales; Didymellaceae. Bases 1 to 306 code for a protein of 101 amino acids. The transcript has a single exon.
AUGCAACCAACAGGGCUAGGCAUUAGUGACUUGCUGAUUGUUUGUGUUGAGUUCGUGUCGAGGUCAUGUCGAUGCUUUGGUUGGCGGCAUGUAGAAGCCUCCGCAUUUCAGUGUCCAUACCACACGAAUAAAGAAAAGCACAACCAAACGCCGAAAACCUUCUCCUCAUCUCAUGCAGUCCAUACUGGGGAUAUCUGGAGCCGGAAGCGUGUCCAACCAACCCAUCUUGUGAAGACGAACCGAGGUUGUGGAUACGAAUACAUCAACAUGGCGCAACAGGCAGAACCGAGAUGGCCAGAUGCCUGA